UUAUGGCCUGGUUCCGUCCUCCACCACCACACACUCAACUCAGACCAUGGGUUCCGGACGCGAUCUUUAUCCCGAUCUCUCGCGCCGUUGAGCGUGUCGGAGUGUUCUUCUACAACCGCGUGUUGAACAAGACCGAGGUUGGAUUGUUCGACAAGAGAUGGAACAAGAACGUUCACGGACCAUACUGCCACUGGAGAUACUACGGAAAGCUUGAUACCAAGUUCAUGGAUGUGAAGCUAGGAGAUCUUCCAGCCUGGAUGGCUCGUCGUGAGAAGACCCCAUCUGCCUUCUACAACGAGUUCAUGCGCAAUAUCUGGAGAGUCCACAACCUCUAUUACUCAGGACCAGUCUACAAUAACACUGUCAAGGUAAUCUUCCGCUUCAUCUUCGCCUACUCGUUCCUCAAUUGGCUCGUCAAGUCUCACCGUUACGUCGAUUUCCAGAAGACGAUGUACCAUUGGUAGACACCAUCCGAUUUCGUCUACUCUUCAAAGCUCCACAUACAAACUCUGUCGCUGGGGGAGGACGAAACAGCCAUCCGAUUUUUUCGUAUUCUUUUUUCCCCCAAUUCAUCUCAUUCUCGAGACGUCUUCUGUUAAUUUAGUCCCCUAUCGAUUUUGUCCGUUUGUGUCUUUUUUCUAUGAGAGAAUAAAUAGUGUAUGG
Messenger RNA from Caenorhabditis elegans, 663 nucleotides. It is a transcript of the gene R53.4, whose product is annotated as Putative ATP synthase subunit f, mitochondrial. The record is from RefSeq and is marked reviewed. Gene Ontology annotation, cellular component: mitochondrial membrane. The transcript has 3 exons. The coding region runs from base 3 to 464 and encodes 153 amino acids. NCBI's taxonomy places the organism in Eukaryota, Metazoa, Nematoda, Chromadorea, Rhabditida, Rhabditidae.